AAUUCUCUCAUCUUCUCUCACACCCAAUUUCCAAUUACCAAUUCAAUCUCCAGUUUCAACGUCCCUAACACACAGAUCCCAAUCCCUUUCCUCACUUCAAGCCCUAACCCUAGCCGUUCCCAUGGCCACAGAAGAGCCCACUGUCGCUGUUGAACCCGCACCCGAGCCUGCCACCACCGAGCCUCCUCUGGAGGAGAAGGAGGAGCCCAAACCUGAAGCCAAGGCUAAGAAAACCAAGGAACCCAAACCUAAGAAGGUUUCCAGACCCCGCAAUCCUCCCACUCAUCCUUCCUACGAAGAGAUGAUCAAAGAUGCAAUCACCUCACUGAAGGAGAAAACCGGUUCCAGCCAAUACGCGAUUGCCAAGUUCAUUGAGGAGAAGCACAAACAGCUUCCACCGAACUUCAAGAAGCUUCUUCUCUUCCACUUGAAGAAGCAAGUUGCUGCUGGGAAACUCGUCAAAGUCAAAGGCUCCUUCAAGCUUCCGCCGGCCAAGCCUUCUGCUUCUUCUCCUGCGAAGAAGAAGAAGCCUGCAGCUGCCAAGCCAAAGCCAAAGCCAAAGCCCAAGCCCAAGCCCGCUGCUAAGCCCAAGCCUGCCGCUAAGACAGCUAAAGCCAAAGCCCCAGCCAAGGCCAAGCCAGCUGCCAAGCCCAAAGCCAAGGCUCCUGCCAAGCCAAAGCCCGCUGCCAAGGCCAAGCCAGCUGCAAAGCCCAAGCCUGCCGCUGCUAAGCCCAAGACCACCGCCAAGCCUGCUGCCAAACCCAAGCCUGCCGCUGCCAAGCCCAAAGCCGCCGCCAAACCUGCUGCCAAGCCCAAGGCCAAGCCCGUUAAGGCUGCAAGGACGUCGACGAGGACUUCACCGGGGAAGAAAGCCCCAGCUGCCAAGCCCGCACCAAAGAAGGUAGCAGCGGCGAAGAAAGCUCCAGUGAAGAGUGUGAAACCCAAGAGUGUAAAGUCUCCGGCGAAAAAGGCAUCGACUAAGAGAGGGGGUAGGAAGUGAGAGAGUGGUCGCUAGUGUUGUUUUAGGGUUAGUGUUGUGAAGUUCAUUGUCCUUUUGGUGUAGUUGGGGUUACAGAUGUUCUUAUAACAUAUGAAAUCGGAUUUUAUGAAAUCUUUGUUGUUUAUUUUAGUUUGAUUUUUUUUUUUCUGGUUCGAUCUAGGGAGUAGAUAAAAAAAAAAAGCUUAUAGCUCGUGCUUUAAAGCUAAAUGAGUUAAUCAUAAAUGUAUCUUAGAGUUUGAGGUUUCUCAGCGUUAUAGUAUCUUCAAUCCAUGGAUGUAGUAUAAGCGCCUUUUGUCACAUCAAAUGGAUUUGUAGUAUAUGCUUUGUGUAUGAAGCUUUGCCUUGAGUGCUGAGGUGUUUUUCA
Messenger RNA from Cajanus cajan (pigeon pea), 1364 nucleotides. RefSeq lists its product as uncharacterized. The record is from RefSeq and is a predicted model, not a curated record. Gene Ontology annotation, biological process: chromosome condensation; negative regulation of DNA recombination; nucleosome assembly. Gene Ontology annotation, molecular function: double-stranded DNA binding; nucleosomal DNA binding; structural constituent of chromatin. NCBI's taxonomy places the organism in Eukaryota, Viridiplantae, Streptophyta, Magnoliopsida, Fabales, Fabaceae. Gene Ontology annotation, cellular component: nucleus; nucleosome.